CCGGGAGGCGCCUCCCGUGAUUCCGUGCGGGCGUGGAGACCCGCGAGGAGAAAAGCGGCGCGAGCUGUUCCGGGCCCGACGGCUGCCGGCUCGCGUCUCCUCGCGGGCCAGCCCCCCCCGUGUCUCCGCCGCCAUGCCUAUGAAGGGCCGCUUCCCCAUCCGCCGCACCCUGCAGUACCUGGCCCAGGGCACCGUGGUGUUCAAGGACUCGGUGAAGGUCAUGACGGUGAACUACAACACGCACGGGGAGCUGGGCGAGGGCGCCAGGAAAUUCGUGUUUUUCAACAUUCCUCAGAUCCAGUACAAGAACCCCUGGGUGCAGAUCAUGAUGUUCAAGAACAUGACCCCGACGCCCUUCCUGCGCUUCUACCUGGACUCCGGGGAGCAGGUCCUGGUGGACGUGGAGACCAAGAGCAACAAGGAGAUCGUGGAGCACGUCAGGAAGAUCCUGGGGAAGAGCGAGGUCACACCCAGGACCAGAGGCAGCACUUUCCAAUGGGCAGACAGGGCCUGGCCGCACCAGCCCCAGGAGAGGCCACCACCCGUCAGACGAGGGAGAAGCACUCUGAGGCCUCCCACGCUCAUGCAGCCUCCACUGGACAGGACAGGGGGGCAGAGCUCACCGGUGAACAAAGAUUCAUUAAAAAUGUACAUAAUAAACUCAGGAUAUCAACCGAAAUCACGUCAACUGAAAAAGGACCUAAGAGGAAUCAUGAGAAUUGCUCAUUCAAAACCAGAGAAGGCAGAGUGAGAAGCUUCUGGCAAUUAACAAAAAACAGAGUCGGAUGAUAGUGAUCCACAUAGAUCAAUAACACUAAGUGUGAGUGAUCUAACACGCCGACUGAAGCAGACCGUCAGUGGGGAGAAGAAACCCAACUAGGUGCUGCCUACAGCACCACCUAUACAUGUAAAAUAUAUAAACUUUACAUUUGACAUAUAAAACACAGACUGGAAUAAAGAGGUACCAUGUGAACGCUCAUUAAAAGGAAGGGGAAGUAACUGCGAUUUUGAACAAGGGAAAUAUCAGGCAUAAAAAGGGGCAUUUUAUAAUGGGGAAGGGAUCCAUUCUUCAAAAAGGCCUCCGUCUUCAACACGCGUGCACCUAACCAGGGAGGUUGGGUCAACACACCGAGGAACUCAGAGCAGGGCCCAGCGUGGCGGUCCAGUACCCGCCCUGCCCGCACAGGGCCCUGGGCUCGGUUCCCAGCACAACAAACAGAGAAGUAAGGGGUAACAGAAAUGACCGAACUCAAGGAGGGAUGGAAAUGAGUUCUACUU
Marmota monax (woodchuck) is the source of this 1278-nucleotide messenger RNA. RefSeq names its product mitochondrial ribosomal protein S25 (gene Mrps25). The record is from RefSeq and is a predicted model, not a curated record. The coding region runs from base 134 to 751 and encodes 205 amino acids. The transcript is spliced from 5 exons. Gene Ontology annotation, cellular component: mitochondrion. NCBI's taxonomy places the organism in Eukaryota, Metazoa, Chordata, Mammalia, Rodentia, Sciuridae. Gene Ontology annotation, molecular function: structural constituent of ribosome.